CGGCCACACUGCGCCCCAAGAAAAACAAGAAUAGUGAACUCAGUCACAACAAAUAGCAAAAAGAGUUCGAAAUGCAGGAUUUUCUGCCUUCGCUGGAUGUUCUCUUUCUUGGACUACCAGGCCACUACUCGGUAGCGCUGGUCACCCUUCUGCUGUGCGUUUUGGUCGCCUUCUACUUCGCCAACAUCUUCAAGGACAAAGGCGAACUGGAGGACGAGGGCCUGGGGGCCGACGAGCCGCGCGAUGAGGAGGAUUCCGAGUCACGGACUCCGCAAGGGGAGGAAACCGACGAUGACGAGGCCUACGAAGAGAACUCCACCGAAAGCGAAGUUGAGCUAAUCGAGGAACAGCUGCCCGAGCACAGCUACAACCACCUGAUGGGCCAGCUCAAGGCCAAGAGGCUCCAGCAUAAGAUGGAGAAGACCCUGACUCCCAGCCAAAUCGAGGAGGAGCGCCGAAUAGAGCGCGAGCAGCUGGCGGCCAUCUUUGAGCUCCUGCGCAAACAGGAGGCGGAAUUGAACCUCCAGGACCGAAUAAGCGACCAGGAUCUCAAGCAGCAGGUGCGGCUCUAUCGCUGAAGUGGCGCCGAGCCUGGGCUCACCCUACCUGAAUGUACAGACUUGUGUGAUCUAUUAGUUUAAUGUUUAAAAUUCCAAGAUUUGGUGUUGCCUCAUACGGUCCACUAAGUGCGGGCAAGUCUUUAGUCAGAGAGCUAUCUCAUCAGUCGAUGAUGUCGGAAUAUAAUAUCUUAGUUGUAUGUAAAUUAUAUGUAUUCCACUUCGAUCUAUGUAUUUUGUGAGUUCCUGGUGUUAUUAAUAUCUGAUUUAGAUUUGUAGUAAAUGGCUGUUCGGCUCUUAGUCUCUUAAAUCAGCUUUCGAAUUAAGAAUAUAUGUAUAUAUUUUAACGUGUUACAAGAUAAAAACUCGCGAUCAGAAAGUGUAUAGAUUUAAACACAAUUAAUCGCCAAAUUCGUUGGUUAGAUUUAAAUUGUGUUCAUAUAACUUUGGAUUUAUUUGUUCAAUAAAGAAUGUUUAGCUGUGUUAAGAUGU
This is a messenger RNA of Drosophila melanogaster (fruit fly), 1049 nucleotides long. RefSeq lists its product as uncharacterized. The coding region runs from base 72 to 578 and encodes 168 amino acids. The record is from RefSeq and is marked reviewed. NCBI's taxonomy places the organism in Eukaryota, Metazoa, Arthropoda, Insecta, Diptera, Drosophilidae. The transcript has 2 exons.